Aphis gossypii (cotton aphid) is the source of this 5014-nucleotide messenger RNA. RefSeq names its product ubiquitin thioesterase trabid (gene trbd). Gene Ontology annotation, cellular component: cytoplasm; nucleus. Bases 268 to 2172 code for a protein of 634 amino acids. Gene Ontology annotation, molecular function: K63-linked polyubiquitin modification-dependent protein binding; cysteine-type deubiquitinase activity. NCBI's taxonomy places the organism in Eukaryota, Metazoa, Arthropoda, Insecta, Hemiptera, Aphididae. The record is from RefSeq and is a predicted model, not a curated record. The transcript has 12 exons. Gene Ontology annotation, biological process: protein K29-linked deubiquitination; cytoskeleton organization; cell migration.
CACCGUAAUCAUAUUCAUCUUUCUCUUUUUAUUUUUUUUUUCAGAAUUUUCCUCUUUCCCGUGGUAAAUGGUUGUUAGUAAAUUUGUUUUUGUUUUUUAGUUUUAGUUGUUGUUAUUAUUAUUAGUUAUACUAUUAUUAAAAUAUUGCCGUGAUAGCUUACGAUCUUGGCAUCAAAUCAUUAUCCAGUUGCAUUACAAGACAAUGUUAUGAAAAAAAUAUACAAUUUUGAAUCUAAAUAAUAUAAAUCGAAAGAUUCAAAACCAAUAAUGACCUCUCAAGUCAAUUCCAAAUGGUCUUGCGAUGUCUGCACAUACGAUAAUUAUCAUUCAUCACUGAAAUGUGUCAUGUGUAGGAGACCCAAACUACAAUUGUCCCAAGCUCAAGACAUAUAUAGUCUUAGAGAUGAACUUCCAGUUGAACCACAAUCUCAAUUAAUUGAAGCAUCUGGAGAAAUUGAUAACUGUGAUAAACUACUAGAUAGUAAUCUGGUUGAUGCACUUAACGAACAAUUCAACAAUGAAUUGAAGAUCAGUGAUAGAGCUAAUUCACCAGAAAAUGAAGCAGCUUCAUCUAGUUUAGAAACACGAGCACUUGCCAAAUGGUCCUGUAGUGCAUGUACAUAUCAAAAUUGGCCUAAAAGUUUUAAAUGCAUCAUGUGUGGAACAAGAGGACCUCGUAAAACAUCUCCAUCGCCUGAUAAUUCUUUAUGUGAACCUCCUACUAUCAUUACAAAACGAGUUAAAUCUCCAGAGAAAGACCUAGCAGCAACCAUUAAUACAGAUUCAAAUAUUUGUACAUUAAAAAGAUCUUCUUCAAGACGUCGUUUGGAUGAUAUUAAUAGCAACUAUGAUAGAGCCUGGCUUGCUGCUUGUGUAGGCGUAGUUCAAGGUGACUGGAGUCCUAUUGCAGCUUAUUUACACGCUGGUGGUGAUCCAACCAGGUCAUUGACAUCAACUGAAGUGACACUUCUUAAUAGACCAUCGGCGUUUGAUACCGGACACACAUUAGUUCACCUUGCUGUUAGAUUUCAUCGUGAAGAAAUUUUAUCAAAUCUUUUGAAUGGAAUCAAUGCAACUAGUAGCUCAACAACUGUAAAACGAGUACCUUCUCAUGUUGCUCAUCAACUAGCAGAUGAGAUAGGAAAACAUUUCCUUUCAACAAUACGUGUAAGAAAGUCCUUAAUGCCAUGUCCAUUUGUUACAGAAUUUGCAACAUUUUCCCUACCUUAUGAAAUUGAAGAACUUCCAAGACCAGUUCAAAGGCAAUUACUCGAUGAACUUCUUGAUCGCAAUGUUCAACAUGAAUUAGAAAUUGAAGAAGUCCCUCCAGUGAUUAACUGGUCAUCUGAGGUUUGUGAUGGGUUAUGUUCUAGACUCUAUGCAUUGUGGAAUCGUUCAGCUGGUGAUUGUUUGCUGGAUUCCUUAAUGCAAUCUACUUGGGGAAUUUUCGAUAAAGACAAUAUACUAAGAAAAGCUUUAGCUGAUUGCUUACACGAAAGCAAUAUGUUGUUUUAUCCAAGAUGGAAAGAGUAUGAAGCAUGGCAAGCAAAACAAUUAGAAUUUUGUCUAGACGAAUAUCAAUGGGCUGAAGAUUGGGCUGCAUUAGUAUCUCAAGCUGAAAGACCUGGAUCAAGCUUAGCUCAACUCCAUGUAUUUGCAUUAGCUCAUGUGCUGCGUCGCCCAAUUAUUGUAUAUGCUGUGAAAUAUGUGAAAAAUUAUCGUGGGGAUCGUCUAGGUUAUACAAAUUUUGAAGGAGUUUACUUGCCACUUCUAUGGGAAUCAAGUUUUUGUAUUAAAUCUCCAAUAACCUUAGCUUAUACACGAGGACAUUUUUCUUCACUGGUGCCUGUAGAACCAUUACCUCGAGGAAAGAGUACUACAUACUUGCCACUUGUUGAUCAUGAUCACAAAUUAUUACCAAUACAUUUUGUUACCAAAUCUGAAAUGGGACAUGAGGAAAAUAUUUUAAAACAAUGGUUAGAUGUUUGUUUAACAGAAAAUGGUUUGUUAUUAGCUCGACAGCGUUUGCAUAAACGACCAUUGUUGGUUGCUCAAAUGCUUGAAGAAUGGUUAAACUAUUAUAGAAAGCAAGCUCAAAUGACAAUCACGCCAUUUUCACGGCCUAUUUCAAUACAAGACUAUUCAAGUGAAGGAGAAUCUGAACAAGAAUAGUUAAUGCUUAGCCAGUGUAGUGAGUUUCCUAUAUUUACAAUAUUUCAUGAUGUACAAAUAAAUCUUCAAAUCUCAAUAUUUUUAUUAUUAAUUAUGCUUAUCACUAUUAGAUUUUUUUUUUAUGAAAGUCAUAUUAUAAAACUUUGUUUAUGUUUGAUAUGUACCUUAACAGGGUUCAAAGAAAUUAUUAAUAAUUAUUUGAGCUGCUCCAUUAUUUUAUCUAAAGUAUAUAAGAUUAUUCAUUAGAAAUGUUCAUUUAAAUAUAUUUCCCAAAAAGUUGAAUAUAAUGGAAUGAGUAUGAACUUGAGUUAAAUUGUGCAUUAAAUAUUUAAAAUUAUACUAAAAUAUUAAAAAAUAUCUUUUCAUAAAUAUUAAAUAAUAGAUUAUGCAUUAUUAUUAUUUAUAUACAAAAUGAAAAAAUUAUCAAAUAUAAUAUAGGUAUAUUUUUAUAGUUAAAAUUAAAUAUGUAUCAUAUUUAAAUGCAUUGUAGGAUUAAAAAUUAUUAUUAUAUUAAUAAUAAAUAUUCGUGAUAAUUUCAUACAUACUUAUAUAUUAUGUAAUGUAUAAUUUGUGUGUACCUAUUAAAUAAAUUUGAAAAAAUGUUUUGUUAUAAUUUUGAAAUUUACUUUUCUUAAUUAAAUUUACUAGUGCAUCUAAUCACAAUUCACAAGUCUUAUUACUUAAAUCAAAAUAUUAAAAUUAUAUUUCAUUUGAUUCUUUAACUAUGUUUAGAGUUUGUAUCAGACUAUUCUAAUUCUAGUCAAGUUUUUCUUAUUAUGUUUAAUAUGACGUUUUUUCUUUUUAUUUUUAUUGAUAACACAUUGACAUAAGACUUGAGUGACUUCGUUCAUUAUGUUAAAAUAUUAUUAACUAUUUAUUAUCUUUAUUUUAAAACAUAUUAGAUGUCUUAUUAACAAAAAACCUAUUUUAAUAAUUGCUAUACGUCCACAAUUUAGUUUAUACUAAUAUUUCUUUUUUAAUACGUUUUACAUCCAAAAAUUUACAAAACAUUUAGAAAAUAUUCUGAUUAUUACUAAAAGUAAUUAUAAACUGGCUGAUGGUUACACUAUUUCCAAACUUAUAAAAAGCACUGCCAGUUAUUCAAUACUUUAUACCAAUUUAUAUUAAUACAUUUAAUACUAAAAUAGUAUUUUCACUCUAAAUUAAAUAAAUAAAAUGAAAUUAGAUUUAUUGUACUUAAAAUAUAUAAUUUUAGCUCAAAAAUUAUAUAGUUUAAUUAUUUCUAAUGUACAGAUUUUGACUAUAAAUAACAUAUUUUAAUUAUUUCUUAGAUGGUUAAUUGUUUAUCACGGUUUUGUUAAAAUGUACUCAAUUAUAAUUUGGGAAACUAAAUUAAAAUAUAGAAUAAUCGAAAUUUAUAUAUUUAAUUUCAUGUAUUUUUGUUAAAUAUGAACGUUGAAAAUACUUAGACUGUUAAUUGUUUGUACCAAAUACAUAAAAAAAAGAUUUAAUGUGUAACUAUUAACUGAGUUAAUUGGAUGACAAAAAUGUAUUUACCUAUUGAAUUAUUGUUGUAUUACUAUUGCUAACAACAAAAUAAGAAAUUUAUAAUGUUAGGUUUAUGCUUAUAAAUGAAUAUACUGAUUUGUCAGUUUUUAAUGUAUACAAUGUUGUAAAGGCACUAUUAGAAAAAAGAUGUUUCUUUUAAUACAAUUAUAUUCUGGAUGAUUUAUGUGUCAAUUGAUAAAUUUGAAUGUAUGAUCAAAUUAGAAUACAUAAUGAUUGCAUAAUGUCAGAAUGUGUGAUACAUAUUCAAAUAUUAAUUUGUAAUUACAUAUAAUAAAUUAGAAUAUAAGGUUGAUGUAUUAUAAUUUAAAAUUAUUGAAGGCUAUGGAUAAAUAAUGGCAAGAUUAAAUUGUGUUGUUCAUAAUUUUUAAGGGUUUUAUUUAACACAUCAAACCAAUAAUAUUGUUAAUAAGAGUACAGAGUACACUACAUUUUAUUAUGUUGUCUCCAUCUUACAAAUUUAUAAUGUAGCAUAUUUUUAAUUCAGUCAAACCAAUUGUUUGUUAUUACCUUAUUAGUGAAUUAUAAUAAUUCACUAUAAUAUUAAAGCUAUAAUUGGUGAAUCCUAACCUAUUAUCAAAUUCAAGGGUAAAAAUAUUAUCUAAAUCAUCUCAUAGGUUUCUAUUGAUAUUUUUAUUUUUAAGUUAGUGAUAACAAUAUUGAAUUUACCAUUUUUAAAUUUUCAUUUUCAGCAAGAUAAUUUGCUUAAUAAUAAUUUCAAUAGAAACCUAAAAGUUUUCUUAGAUAAUAUUUUUACUUUUAAAAUUUAAUAAUAGAGCGAUUCAUUCUAAUAUUAAAGCUAAAUUAAGAGGUUGGUUUUAUUGAACAAAAAUUUGCUACUUUAGUUAUAGUAAUUUUAUACUCCUAAAACGACAGUACCUAUCAAUGUAGUAUUCUCUUGAUAAUAAUUUUAGAAGCUUUGUAAAUAUAUUAUGAACUAUAAAAUACAUUAUUUAUUUAUUUGUCAUCAGGAAUCUUUGGCCUUCUAAUAAUUAUGUUUUAAUUUGACAAAAAAUAUUUUUUUAAAUGUCUUGAUAAUAUUUAUAGUUAUUUAGAUAAUGUUAUUACUGAAUAGUUAUAUUAAUUUUUAGUUUUCACAUAAAAACAGUAUAAUGUGUAUUGUGUAUAGAUUGCCUUUGCUUUAACACAUAGUCAAUAGGUAUUUACUAUUUUUUAGUUUCAUUAAUAAUUUGUUGUAUAUUUGACUUUGGGGUUAGACUUGUUGAUGGCACUUGUCAUGAAAUUAAUAGUGGGGUUUUUUUUGUUAAUAUUAUAUUUUUAAUUUGUUGAAAUAAAAUAAAAUGUCAAAUGUUUA